AUGAUUACCCCUAUUCAUGAAAUAAAAGUUUGCACAUCGGUGGAGAUGCAAAACUGUUCCAGAGUGUCUGAAUUUGUGUUGCUUGGGCUUACUGAUUCCCAUGAGCUCCAGCUAUUCUUCUUUGUGGUGUUUUCCCUUUUCUAUGUAAUAACCAUGAUAGGCAACUGCCUGAUUUUGCUCACUGUCCUGUGCACCUCACAGCUCCAUGCUCCCAUGUACUUCCUGCUCAGCAACUUGUCUCUCAUUGACAUGUGUCUGUCCUCCUUUGCCACACCAAAGAUGAUCCUGGACUUCUUUGCUGAGAGUAAGACCAUCUCCUUUCAGGGCUGCAUUUCACAGAUCUUUUUCUUGCACCUCUUCACUGGGACUGAGAUUGUACUGCUGAUUUCCAUGUCUUUUGACAGGUAUAUAGCCAUCUGCAAACCUCUCCAUUAUCCAAAUAUUAUGAGCCAAAAAGUGUGUGUUGGGCUUGUGCUAACCUCUUGGGCUGUGGGUUUCCUGCAUACAAUGAGUCAGUUGGUUUUUACUCUCUAUUUGCCCUUCUGUGGUCCCAAUGUUAUAGACAGUUUCUUCUGUGAUCUUCCUUUGGUUAUCCAGCUGGCUUGCAUAGAUACGUAUGUUCUUGGGAUCUUUAUGAUCUCUUCCAGUGGUGCGAUUGCUCUCGUGAGUUUUCUGCUUUUGCUCACUUCUUACAUCAUUGUUCUCGUCACUAUCAACGAUCACUCCUCCUCGGGGUCAUCCAAAGCGUUUUCUACCUGUACUGCACAUUUCAUGGUUGUGUUGCUAUUCUUUGGUCCUUGCAUCUUCAUUUACGUGUGGCCUUUCGCAAGCUUCCUGGUGGACAAAAUUCUCUCUGUUUUCUAUACUAUCUUCACUCCCCUUUUGAAUCCACUUAUUUACACUUUGAGAAAUCAAGAGGUGAAGAGGGCAAUGAAGAAAAAACUAAGUAACCGGUAUUUCAAUAUUGGGAAAACUACUCCAAGAUAUUCAGGCCGAGGAUUAGAAAGAAGUAGAUGA
Messenger RNA from Ochotona curzoniae (black-lipped pika), 1017 nucleotides. Its product is annotated as olfactory receptor 4K2-like. Gene Ontology annotation, biological process: G protein-coupled receptor signaling pathway. The transcript has 3 exons. Gene Ontology annotation, cellular component: membrane. The record is from RefSeq and is a predicted model, not a curated record. The coding region runs from base 1 to 1017 and encodes 338 amino acids. NCBI's taxonomy places the organism in Eukaryota, Metazoa, Chordata, Mammalia, Lagomorpha, Ochotonidae. Gene Ontology annotation, molecular function: G protein-coupled receptor activity; olfactory receptor activity.